UGAAACCGACACAAUUAUAUUUGCAUUACUUCAACGAACCAGCAUACUCUCACUGGUAUAAGAGAGCGAAAAACGAUAAAGAAAUCGAUUUGAUAUUGCAUAAAACAAGGCAGGUUGUGAAAGUUUAUAAUAAAACCAUCAAACACUAUGCUCAUCGUAGUGAUGUGCUGAGACUGGAGGUACUCCUUGAAUAUGGUGGUAUUUAUCUUGAUCUGGAUGUUUUAGUGCUUCGUUCAUUUGAUAGUCUACUAAAUAUAAGUGACACACUUAUGGCACAUCAAGACACAUAUAAUAAGACUGCAUGUAAUGCUGUCAUUAUAUCACAGCCCAAUUCAAUAUUUCUAAAACGUUUAUUAGAUGCCUAUCAAAGUUUUAAUCAGAAUUGUUGGGCAUGUCAUUCUGUUCAACUACCAAGGCAGUUAUCAUUAAUUUAUCCAUCUGAAGUUACUAUACUUCCAUCCGAAACAUUUUUUCGUCCAUAUUGGCCUGAAACAAAACAGUUGUAUGUAUAUAAUAAUUACAGUUUUACAAAGAAUUACGCUUGUCACCUAUGGAGUAAAAUUAACGAUAAAAAUUACUUACGAUCGUUAACACCUCAUCGUGCAUUAACACUUAAUAGUACAUUUGGAAGGAUGCUACGGUAUGCCAUUGGGACUGAUACACUCAAUCAGUUGAAUCAAACAUCUACAACGUAG
Molecule: messenger RNA, 695 nt
Organism: Didymodactylos carnosus
Lineage: Eukaryota; Metazoa; Rotifera; Eurotatoria; Philodinida; Philodinidae
Source: the annotation of a GenBank genome assembly